UCGAACCCAGGUUCCCGGUCUUCUUCUGGUUUAGUUUUCCGAGAGCAGUCCAGGGAACAAUUUCUGGGUGAGUUCCGUAUUUCAAUAAAAUACAAACGUGUUUUUCUUGAUGGCGAAGCUUUGUUAAUUGUUUGAGGAAAGAUUGUCCUAAUAGCGAGCUUUUAGAACUAUUUGCUGUUGGUAAUUUCAGUUUCAAGUGAAAGAGAUGCCCAAGUGACUUCAGGGGCCUUGCCAAGUUUGUCUGUUCUCAACAUCGAGCUAAGAUAUGUCAGGUAAAUAGAAAAUAUUUUCUCUUAUCUCAUGUGUUGAAGCAUUUUAGCCAGUCGGCAUCUAGUGUGUUGUGUUGUUUUUGUUUGUUUCUCUUGGACAUACCCUUCUAUCAAGUGACAGGCGGGACACAACCCUUUAUAAAGACAGAGUAACUAAACAGUCAAACCCCAUCUUUGAGGAGUAAUUAAGUUUCCGGGUCUUAAGGAUGUGACAACAUCAUGGAGGGUACCCACUUAAUGUAGCUUCGUGUUUGAAAGGAUUGACUGUAUUGUGCUCCCCUGUUAUUCCUUGUUAAAGUGUAUAGACCUUUUUGCUCUGUUUAAGUUCCUGCUUUUCUUUUCUUAGAAAUUUACGUGGAGAAAAACCAGAGUCGCGGAAUAAAAACCGUCCCUACCAUUUACCUCUU
Molecule: messenger RNA, 676 nt
Organism: Porites evermanni
Lineage: Eukaryota; Metazoa; Cnidaria; Anthozoa; Scleractinia; Poritidae
Source: the annotation of a GenBank genome assembly